This is a messenger RNA of Candidozyma auris, 891 nucleotides long. RefSeq names its product putative tRNA acetyltransferase. Lineage: Eukaryota; Fungi; Ascomycota; Pichiomycetes; Serinales; Metschnikowiaceae. Gene Ontology annotation, molecular function: RNA binding. Bases 1 to 891 code for a protein of 296 amino acids. The transcript has a single exon. Gene Ontology annotation, biological process: tRNA modification. The record is from RefSeq and is a predicted model, not a curated record.
AUGGGGAAAAGAGGUGCAGAAUCUCAGGGAGGCAAUAAAAACAAAAAGUACAAGCAGAGUGGAUUCAUAGAUCCUAAUACAUCGGGUGUUUAUGCCACGUGUAAUCGUGGAAGAGAGGCCGGAUGCCGCAAAGAGUUGAUGAACCUACUCUCCACCAAAUGUGAGGAGUGGUAUCCUGAUUGGGAGAAGAGCGUUGGAGAUGAAACGGAACAGGAUGAAAAAGAGUUUUCAGUGGAGGAUCAGAUCAAGCAGGAGUUGGCAUCUUUGAAGAAGGAAAAGUCUGCAAAGACUACACUCUUUCUGCCAAUAGAUUUAGGGUGCGAAUGCUUGGUAUUUAUCAAGAUUAGAAAGCCCGUGGAGCCAGCUGAGUUCAUACGAAGAAUAUGCAAAGAAGCACUGCAACUGAGAGAGAAACAGACAAGAUUCACCCAAAAGCUCACGCCUAUAACCUACUCUGUAUCUGCUUCCAUUGAUGAGCUCAAGAAGCUCGCACACAUGGUGCUUGAACCUCACUUUCAUCAAAAAGAGGGUCAGAAGGCACUUAAAUUUGCAAUCCAAGUUACCAGGCGAAAUUUUAAUACUCUUGAGAAGGACGAUAUCAUCAAGACAAUUGCGACGUGCGUGGGCCACGAAUAUGGCCACAAAGUCGACCUUAAGAAUUACGACAAGCUCAUUUUGGUCGAAUGCUUCAAAAAUAACGUGGGCAUGAGUGUUGUUAGUGAAUACCUCCCCUUGGAGAAGUUCAAUUUGCAGCAAAUUUUCGAGAAGAAUAUGAAGGAGAACGAGGCAUCCAGAGUUAACCCAACGAAGUCAGAGAACAGUAACGGAGAGUCAGAUGAAAAGAAGGCUACUCUUAGUGAUGAGGACGCCAAGGACACAGUCCGAAAGUAA